Balaenoptera ricei (Rice's whale) is the source of this 1588-nucleotide messenger RNA. RefSeq names its product 5-hydroxymethylcytosine binding, ES cell specific (gene HMCES). The transcript has 7 exons. Gene Ontology annotation, biological process: DNA damage response. Bases 93 to 1157 code for a protein of 354 amino acids. Lineage: Eukaryota; Metazoa; Chordata; Mammalia; Artiodactyla; Balaenopteridae. The record is from RefSeq and is a predicted model, not a curated record. Gene Ontology annotation, molecular function: single-stranded DNA binding.
GGCGGGGCCUGGCGCGGGGAACGCGGGCGCGCCGAGAGCGACGCGGACGCUGGGUCUGAGGUGGAGGGCCCGCGGUGUUCGCAGCUCCGAGGAUGUGCGGGCGGACGUCCUGCCACCUGCCCAAGGAGGUCCUCGCCCGGGCCUGCGCCUACCGGGACCGGCAGGGCCAACGGCGACUCCCAGAGUGGAGGGACCCGGACCGGUACUGCCCGUCGUACAACAAGAGCCCGCAGUCCAGCAGCCCGGUGCUCCUGUCCCGGCUGCACGUGGAGAAGGGCGCAGACUCAUCUGAGCGUAUCAUUGCUCCCAUGCGGUGGGGCUUGGUCCCAUCUUGGUUUAAAGAAGCUGAUCCUUCCAAGCUGCAGUACAACACUAGCAACUGUCGUAGUGAUACCAUAAUGGAGAAACGGUCCUUUAAGGUGCCUCUGGGAAAGGGAAGACGCUGUGUUGUUUUAGCAGAUGGUUUCUAUGAGUGGCAGCGAUGUCAGAGAACAAGCCGGACGCAGCCCUACUUCAUCUACUUCCCCCAAAUCAAAACAGAAAAGUCAGAGAGCAUGGGUGCUGCAGAUGGCCCUGAGGACUGGGAGAAAGUCUGGGACAACUGGAGGCCGCUGACAAUGGCCGGGCUCUUUGACUGCUGGGAGCCCCCGGAGGGAGGAGACUGCCUGUAUUCUUACACCAUCAUCACAGUGGAUUCUUGCAAAGGCUUGAAUGGCAUCCACCACAGGAUGCCUGCCAUACUAGAUGGAGAGGAGGCAGUCUCUAUGUGGCUGGACUUCGGGGAGGUCUCAGCUCAAGAAGCUCUGAAGUUAAUUCACCCCACGGAGAACAUCACCUUCCACCGAGUCUCCUCCGUGGUGAACAGCUCCCGGAACAACACUCCUGAGUGCCUGCUUCCUCUCCGCUUGCUGGGCAGAAAGGAGCUCAAGGCAAGUGGCAGCAGCCAGAAGAUGUUGCAAUGGCUGGCCACAAAGUCACCCAAAAAGCAAGACACCAAAACACCCCAAAAGGCAGAGUCAGAUGUGCCCCAGUGGUCCAGCCAGUUCUUGAAGAAGAGCCCGCUCUCCCCCAAGAGAGGCGGCGCUGACCUCCUGGAGCGAUGGCUGAAGCGGGAGAAGGAGGAGGAGCCUGUGGCCAAGCGGCCUCACACCCAGUAGCGCAGGACUUCCAGAGGCCGAGGCCGAGGUGCGCCGCGCUGAACACCACGGUGACGACAGGUUGGGGGGGUGGGUGUGGCUUGGAGGAGGUAGCACAGUGUUAGUUAACAGUUGUGGCUUCUUGGGGGAGUGGCUGUCCUGACUGUGACUGGGAACCCCCAGUGGGGUGGGUGGGCAGCCUGGGAAAAGGGAGAGGCACCACCGUCAACUCAUGAUGGCGGGGGGGGGGGGGGGGGCCCUUGUGGCCACGGCUCUCUCCUGGAACCGCGGGGACCUUCCCUCAGAGUCUGACCCUGCUGGCAGUUCUCAGCGUCCCCUGGUACUGCUUAGCAGAGGCUGUUUUCUGUUUAGCCUUCUGGCUCUUUUCAGUGCUUUGGAAUUAAGUUCUUAAAACAUUGUAUUUUUUUCUGAAUAAAGUGUUUGAUAAACUG